This is a messenger RNA of Melanotaenia boesemani (Boeseman's rainbowfish), 8033 nucleotides long. It is a transcript of the gene aard, whose product is annotated as ankyrin repeat domain-containing protein 26. NCBI's taxonomy places the organism in Eukaryota, Metazoa, Chordata, Actinopteri, Atheriniformes, Melanotaeniidae. The transcript is spliced from 45 exons. The record is from RefSeq and is a predicted model, not a curated record. Bases 271 to 7395 code for a protein of 2374 amino acids. Gene Ontology annotation, molecular function: protein binding.
GUAACAACCAAGAAGCUUCGACACCAACUACGUUGAAGCGCCGCAAAUUUAAGCUAAUGUAAUUAGUGGUUAUAUUCGUUGUAAUGACACCAUAACCAGUAAAAUGAUGAAACAUUAACUAGCAUUUUUUUUUAGCCCAGCUGUUGUCGUUACUGGAUGUAGGGGGACAUUCAAGUGUAAGGGAUGGGAGAGCCGCCUGUAGUGACCCUUCAGCAGCAGGAAGGUGGAAGGUAGUAACGGUUCUAAAGCAAUGUUGGGCUGUUAUAUAAAAUGAAGAAGAUAUUUAGCUUUACUAAGAAAAAGAAACACUCACAAGGGACCCCUGACAAUGGGAGUGUUCUUUCUGCUGGCUAUGACCUGAAAGACAAGGAUCUUGGGAAGGUUCACAAAGCUGCCUUACAGGGUGAUUUGGCAAAGCUGAAGCAGCUAGCUAAGAAGAAUGACAUUAAUCAACUUGACAAAGAGAACAGAACUGCACUUCAUAUUGCCUGUGCUAGUGGCCAUGUUGAGGUGGUGCACUUCCUUGUUGAGAGCAAAGCCAAGCUUAACCUAUGCGACAAUCAAAAUAGAUCCGCCUUAAUGAAGGCGGUGCAGGGCCAGCAUGAGCGCUGCGUGAACAUAUUGUUGGAAAAUCAUGCUGAGCCUAAUUUGGUGGACAUCAAUGGUAAUACAGCCCUCCAUUUAGCAGCAAACAUCCCUUCCUUAUCCACAGCUGUGCUCUUGUUGCAGCACGGGGCUGAGAUCAAUGCUCAGAACAAGGAGGGCUUUACACCCUUGACUGUAGCAGUUCGUGAGGACCACAUUGAGAUGGCCGAGUUUCUGCUCAAAGAGACUGCUGAUGUUAAUUCUACAGAUCAAGACCAAAGGUCCCCAUUAAUGUUAGCUGCUGGAAAUGGACAAAUCAGUAUGGUGAAGCUGCUCUUGCAAUUUGAUGCAGAUAUCAUACUCAAAGAUGCCAAAGGAUGGUCCGCUGAUGACUAUGCAGUGAUGAAUGGGCAUCACCCUUGUUCCCUCCUGAUCAUAGAGCAUGGUACCCAGAGGACGGACCGGGCCUCAGGAUCACAUCAAGGUCCAAGUAAGAAGAAAAAAAUGUUGGGCAGUCCCUCCCAAGACUUUGAAGCAGGCUUCUCUUUGGGAGGACCAGCCACUGACAAAGAUGAGCAUGGAGCAAAUGAAGCAGGGGGAGAUUUUGAGGACAAUUCCCAGUCUGAGUCAUUAAGUCGGGUUUCAAAAAGUGCUGCCGAUGAAUGGCUCUCCUCAGAGGAUGAGGAUGAAUCUGUUUUACUUGAAAAGAAACCAUUAAAAGUCAACCUGAGCAAAAUGAUCAAAAAGGGGAAAGCCUCUGCACUACAAGACACAUCUUUGAGUGGCACAGAAUCAGAACCAGAUAAUGAAAAUGGAAUGCAGAGAAUCCCAUCCCUCCCAAAGGCUUCAUCUCCCAUCAAACCUCUGCAGCACCUAGUAGAUCCCCCUCCUGUUUCCUUCCUUUCCAAUGAACCCCAGAUGACUUCCACUCCUCUUCCAAACUACAGAAAGAAAGAAGAUUCCACUGAGGAUGAGGAGGAGAAAGAGCAGGAACAACUUGAGGAAGCAGAGGAAGAUGAUGUGUCAGAUCAGGAUGACCAACCCGAAGAUAGCAGAGAGUCUCCAAAUGCCACUUCACCCAUUCCUGAUGAGGGAGUCCGCAGGGAUAAGAAAAGGGAUUUUCUGUCUGAACUGGGUCUGGAGAAAGACGAAGAAGAGCAGGAUUUAUGGGACUCUGAGUCAAAUUCUGAAAACUCUGACAUGGCUCAUGAAGAGAAACUAGGUUUGCAGACCCAGACUCAAGAGACAUCCACUACAGAAGAAGCACUGCAAGAAAAUUUGUUUUACGUCCCUUCUUUUUUAAGAAGGAAGGGAGACAGUAGGAUGGCAGAGCUAGAGCCUCGCAGAAGUGUAGGCAGGCCAAAAGGCAGCCAGGGAGAGGCUGGAAACAACAGUAAUGGCAAUAAGCAAGGGGAACCAGUUCAUAGAGAUCAAUGUCAACUGAAAGAGAAUGAAAGGGCAAAAUGGGAACCUGUUCUGAGCAAACAUGAAGGAGAUGUUGACCCAAAGAAAGAUUUAAUGGAAGAGCUUGGUUUGGGUAAUGUUGAUGAUCUCGAAGAUGCAUCAGACUGGGAUUCUGCCAGUACUGCCAGUAAGAGGACCCUACCUGGCCGCAGAAUGGCUUCCCCUGGGUUGGAGGAGUUUACAGAGUGCUUCACUUCAGCUGUUCAUGAGACGGCAGAGGAUGUUGCUCCCGUAGCAUCCACAACACCUGAGAGAAGCAUCAGGUCUGAGAAAAGGCUGCCCGGCACACCCUCAAACUCUGCUCCCCAACCCCAACCUCGCGCAAGGAAGAUAGUGCAUCAGAAACUAGAGAGUGAGGAAGAAUCAGAUUGGGAAUCCGACAAGAUAACUUCCCCUGGCAAAACAUCUCCGACUGACAAUCAGCUUCAAAAUAUAUCUGAGCCUCCAACACUGGUUAAACCAGAUUCCCCUGAGCUCUCACUGAAGACAGAAGACACAAAAAGUAGUGUGGAGCUUGAUAAACAAGACCAAGAGGAGAAAGAUGUUGCAAUAGAUAGAUGUGUGUUAGAUCUGAAUAACUCAGGCCAAGUGGAUGAUGACUUUAGAGGCCAAUGCAGUCCUGAAGACAGAGAUGGUGGGAGAGAUGACGUACCAUGGGAGAAGCGUUAUGAGAAGCUCUGGGUAGAGGUGGAGAAAAAGGAAGUAAAGUCCACCUUCAAGAGUGUUGCUGGUGAAUUAAAAGAGAGGUUUGGAGAGCUGUUUAAAUCAAAGCAUCCAGCAGACAAGGCCACAGGAGAGGCCACAUCUGCAGAGGAAGAGUCAAGCGAUGAAGAAGAGGGUGAAAUCAUUGUUCGUCCCACAGCUAGAGCAAGGAGUACUGUCCUUCUUACCAUACCCGAGCAGAGAGAGUCUGGACUGGAAGACUCCCCGACAGCGUCGCCUGACAACUCCUUAUGUGAGGAGAGGAUGGAGGACUGUGAGGAGCCUGCUAGUGACAGCAGCAGUUGUCAAGAACCAGCUGAUGAUUUUAUACCUGCUUCACCACAGCUCACCACAGCACAGAAAGAAAGCAUAGAUGGCAUAAACCAUUCAACCAAAGCUUUUAGUGUUGGUAACACCAAACCUGUCUGUGCUACUGACCAGAGCUCAUUCUUAAAAGACGACAGUAAGCAACAUGUAGACCAAAACUUAAAAGAUGAAGCUGACAGGAACGGUGCAAGUUCAGAGGACAAAUUUGCAGUGCAUGCGAUCUCUCAGCUGCCCUCACAAAGCCAACGUCCUUGUGUCACUGAUGAAGAGCUGGAAGCAGACAUGGAAGGGUUGAACCUUGAGGUAGGGAUGCCGCAAGUUGUCUUCUUCGAUUUGGUGAAAGAAAAGACCCAACUCAGGAAAGAGGUAGGUCAAGAAACAGCGAAGGCUCCAAUGGAAGUUAAAAAAUCAAGUGCUUCCUGGGAUGGUGGAGGAACAGCACUGGAAGAAGGUUGUUCUGAGAAACUUGAGACUGGUUUAGGCUGCCUGUCAAGUCCAGUCGGAGGAAUUAAUCAGGAGCAACAACCUGUUGUCUCUAAAAGCACCAACAGGGCUCCAGUGCAAUUGCAUCUCCCACUCCAGCAGAGCUGCAAUAGCAAGGAACAAGAGGCGCAAGCUGUAAAAGGGACGUUACAGCUGGAGCUGGUCAGGGGGGUCCGGUGCAGCGGAGCCCCUCAGACCAAAACACAUGUUAACGGAGAUCCUCUCUCUGUGUUUGACGAUAGCUCUUUAAGUGACGUGUCGGACGAUGAAGGAAGGUUGCCAACUAUUGGACAACAGAAAAUCAAGAGCCCUGAAGAAUUGGACAUGGCGGAAGAUUUUGAUGAACUCUCUCAGUCUUCUGACACAGCCACAGAUGACAUUGACUCACCCACUUCAGGAUGCCGUCAUGCAUCUCUCCUCAUUCAGAAGCUGGACUCUGCCAUAUUGGACUCAACAAGCAUUGCAAAGCUGCAGAACAUUUUCCAUGAAUAUGAACGCUCCAUCCAAAAGACAAGAAGUCGCCAUGGGUAUCUAGCAGACAAGGCAAACCAGCUAGAAAUGGAAAAGGCAGAGUUAAAGAGCUCACUGGAGGAAGUCAAAGACAUUAAAUCUGUGCUAGAGCGCAACCAGUUGGAAUUACAGACUGAAGUCACAAACCUCAAAUUUCAGCUGAAACAGGAGCAGGAGAAUCGUCGUAAUGCCACCAUGAUGUACAACAGCAGCAGAGAUAAGCUGAGGAGGACAGAGGAGCAGCAUCAGCUAGAGGUUCAGGAGAGACAGAAGGUGGAGCUCACACUCAGAAACAGGGAGCUGGAGAUGAGAACGCUGAUCAGCGACAGGAAGCAGCUUGAAGAGGACCACAGUGAGAUCCAGAGGCUGCUGGCACAGGAGCGCAGUGCACGGACUCUACAGGAAAAUCUGCUCAACAGCCAUCUCCGCAAGCAGCAAGAGAUAGAGGAGGAGAACAAAAGAACCAUGAGAAAAAGCAAUGAGGCUUUGUCUCAACUCACCGAGGCCAGUGACCGGGAAAGGGAGCUGCUUCAGCAGAUCUCUAGCUUACACGAGCAGCUGACUGUGCUUAGGACGGACCUUGAACGAUCACAGGCAAACUGCAGUCUCAAGGAGAGCCACCUUCUGGAGGAGAAUGAGGCCCUUAAAGAACAGCUUGAAGAUGUUCGACGAGAUCUCAAACACAGCAGUGAAACUGUGACCCAAACUGUUUUCAGCUGCAAUAACCAACUGACCACCCUGAAGAGCGAGUUGACGGUAACAAAAACCAGACUGGAAAAUGAGCGUCAUAUUCGCGAUGCGUUGGAGGUGGAGGUAGAGUCAACUCGCACCCGGCUUGCCGGAGCAGUAAAGGAAGCUGAGCUUCGCCUGGCAGCACACUCUGAAACCGAGAAAGCUCUGCUCCGGGAGAGAGAGGACCACCAGCGUCUUAAAGACAGACUCGCAGGUGAAGCAGCCAGUCAGCGUGAGGCAGUCAACAGCCUCUCCCAGAAGCUGACCAAAGAAGAAGCUCAUGCAAAUAGCAUGGAAAAUGAGCUUCACCGGGUCACACUGCAGCUGACUGAGAAGGGCAUGUUGCUAGAUGUCCUGCAGCGUGAGAAAGACCAGACUGCUGCACGUGUAAAAGAGCUAGAGACCACUUUGCAGGCUGAGAGGGAGUUGGUCAGCCGUGCUGGAGCACGCCAAGAAGCGACACAAGAAAGACUAGCCCAAGCCCAAAGUGAGUCCAUGUUACUAAGGCAACAGCUAGAAGAAGCCCAAAAUAAAGGCGUUGCAAAGGAGAAGGCUGUGACAGAUGCCCAAGAGCGUUUCAGUGACAUUCUGUCCAAACUGCGCUCUGACUGCGAGGAGAGGGUUCAGCUAGUCGAGGACCGAAAUAAAGAACUUGCUAGUAAGGCUGCUGAUCUCCGUGAUCAGAUCUAUAAGUUAGAGGAGGAGAAGAAUCAAAGGGAGACUAAUCUAAGGCAGCUGCAGCAGGAGCUUGCUGACUCUCUCAAGAAGCUGUCAAUGAGCGAAGCUUCUCUCGAGGUCAACACACGCUAUCGCAAUGACCUGGAAGAAGAGAAGGCUCGACUCCUCAAAGACUUGGAAAGGCUCAAAGGAAAGCUUGAGGACAGUGAAGAUCAGUACAUUCAGGCUGAGAAACAUAUUAACAGUCUGAAAAGCAGUCUGGAUGAAAGGGAAAAGGAACUCACCACUGCUGCUCAGAAACUCCAGGAGGCGCUGUCUGCCUCUGCAGCUUCUGAUCUCGCCAUUAAACAGCUGGAGGAAGCAGUGCAAAGGUUGGAGAUUGAGAAUGCCAGACUGGAAGCUGCUGCUAAGCAACAGUCCAACAAAAUUGAAGCUCUACAGAAAGGAGCUCAGGAAGCCGCCAUGCUAACUGACUGCUCACCUGGAGGAGGGGUCCGCAGUCGUUUGGAGGGCUUGGUAACAAAUCUCCAAAGCAGUAAGAUGACUUUGGAAGACCAACUCAGUAGAGAGGUCCAGAAACAAAGCAUGCUAUCUCACACAGCCCAGGAUUCUCAGGCCCUGUGGGAGGAGGAGCUGAAAAGCCGUUCAAAGUUAGGACUGCGCCUUGCUGAGCUUGAAAAGGAAAAAGGGGAGCUGAGCAGCCAGAUGGAAAUAGAAAAGAAGAAAGCCAAGAAAAUCACAGAGCAGAAGAAGGCUGUCGACACUCGUCUUGAUCAAGAGAUGAAGAGAAACACAGAACUUCAGAAAGAAAUGUACAGGCUGCGCACUUUGUUAAAGACAGCAAAAAAGAAACUGCGGGAUCAAGAUGCUGGAGGGGCAGAGUUUGGAUCGCCAAUAAACAGUCUAAGAAUGGACCUGGGCAGACACAGCCAGGUUGAUGGUGGCUUUGGGCGGAUAAAAGACAAGGUGGAUGAUCUACAGGUGCAGCUGGAAAAGGAAACAUCGCGGCGCAGCCAGCUGGAAAAAGUAAAUGUGGAGCUUAACGAUCAGGUGGCCUCCCUGAAGAGCUUGAGCCAUUGCAAUGAUCAGCUGGAGAGGAGUAGGAGGCAGCUAGAGGAGGAGGUGCUGAACCUGAGACGACAAAUGGAGGCUGCUCAGGUGGAGCAAAGCCAGGUGGACCAGUUUCGCCAUGAGGCAGAGGAGAGAGCCCGGCAAGAGAUAAAACAGAAACUAGAGCAGGUGAACCUCUUCCUCCAGUCUCAGGCAGCAUCCCAAGAAGCUUUAGAUCAAAUUAAAGCUGCCAAUGAGGCGAACCUGCGCUCUCAGCUGGAGCAUAAGAUCCGCGAGCUGGAGGGGGAACUGGGUCGGGCCCGCAACACCCAGCAGGACAGCCUUAACCAAAGGGACUCCACACGCACAGAGCUGGAGCGAUAUCGCCAACUCUACACAGAGGAGAUGCGCCUCAGAAAGUCCCUCGCUGCUAAACUGGAGAGGGCCAACAGUCGCCUCACAGAAGCCAAUUCCAAGUUACUCAGCGAGCGGAGCAGGUCUCUUAUCACCGGCAACAUCACAAAUGGAAGCCUUAUGGGGCCUUCGAUGGAUCUGAGCUCUUUGGGUUCACCACCAAACUACGGGGCUACACUUGGGCCCCUCAACAGGAGUCUCAGCCUGGGGCUCUCCCUCCUCAGCCCUGUGAAUGAGGGACAGAACAGCCGGGUGGAGGACUAUCUGGCCAAGAUGCAGAGCGAGUUGGACAGAAACAUAACAAAAGAACUGAGCAGCGCCACAGCAGAGCUGGACGCUGCCUCGGCUCGUAUGUCUCCUGUGGGCUCAGCCUCAAGAGUGGAGCUGGACCCCAUCAGCAGGGCAAAGCAGCAGUAUGUAGAAGUACUAAAGAAGAACAACAGGAUCUGACUUCACGUUACAGCUGCUUGCCUUUAAAAGUUGUACAUCAGCCAAUAAAACUCUAAAGCCAACUCUGAGAAUAUAUAACGCACAUUGCACUUACCCACUCAGGAGCAAAGGGUGUGACACACACAGAUAUAAUUAGAGACAACCUCAAAAGUAUUAGAAUUUUCUGGCUUAAUGUUGUGGUUUGGAUUUUUAUUUGUGAAUGUUAGUGUUCCUAAAUUUGGAUUUCUAAGUACGUGUAUUUGUCAUUAUUUUUGCCAAGAUGUUACAUUUUGGUACGUGCCAUCAGAUGGUGCAAUAUCGCUUACGUCUCACUUGUAGUAUUGUGGCAUUGUUAUUUUAUUUAUUCAUUUACUAAAUGAACAAGAUAUACUUGAAAAAGACGAGCUGGAAAAUUCUCCAGCUAUAGAAAACAGGGUGAUCACUUUUGUAUAAGUGUCAUUUCAGUUCUUGGUUGGCUCGAUUUAAGGGCCUCUAAAAGUUUCUUUGUUUCAUCAUAUCUAAAUACUGUAACAAAAUAAACUGACUAUAAUAGGAUCACAUUUACUUCAACAGUGACGUGAAAGGUUUAUUCUGAUUAUGUCAACUGUACUUCAAGUCUUAUCAGUUUGUGUCUAUAUUAAACAUUUUAUUGAAAUGGA